AUGCGUGGGACCCGCACUGUGCUCCAGCCUCUCCAGAGCUUGCUUUCACCAGACCUCCUAUUGUUCGGGCAGCACAAGUCCACUUCAACAGAGCCCCUGGGAGGUGCUGCAGCUGCCCUGUGCCUGCUCAAGCGCACAAAAGAGGCUUUUCAAAGCGCACUGGUGCAGGGCGCCAUGCCAUGCGCCGACAGUUUGGGUGGACCACCGUGCUGCCGGCAAGGCAGUGGCCCCUGGCACUUGACCACGGUCCCGCUGUGCAUGCAACACAUGGCUGCCGUGUUGGCUUGGGUGCAGAAGCUGAACGGAACAGGGCGGUGCCUGCGGUUCAUGGGUUCCCGUCCUGUGGGCGGGUGCUGUGGGCGGGUCCUGGAGCUCCGCUCGCUCGCGGUGCGGUGCCAUCUGCGGUUGCCGGAGGGUGAGAGCCCUGGGCGCCCUUCCUGCGCCCUGGGCCGCUGGAGCCCCGCAUCUCCACUGCGGAUUUCGGGCAGAGUGCAGGGGGCGACGGCAGGCCUGUUUUGGAAGACGCAGGUCCUGUGGUCCUUACUCAGCCCAUCCCACCGCCCUGCAGACCUCUCCAGCGCCCAAAGCCUUCGUUCAUGCUCUGAGACGACUGUUACUGGAACCACGGAUCCUGCGGUGUUAGUGGAAGCCACGGUGGAAGAACGGGACUGUCCUGUCUGUCUGACCUUCCUCAGGGAGCCUGUGAGCACCAGCUGUGGCCACACUUUCUGCCACAGCUGUCUCUCUGGACUCUGGGAGCUCCCAGGAGAAGCCCAGAAUCUAGACUACACCUGCCCCCUUUGUGGAGCACCUGUGCAGCCGAGGAAACUACAUCCCAAUUGGCAGCUGGCCGGUGUCAUAGAGAAAGUCCGUCUGCUAGGGUUCUGUAUGGAAAUGGGACUAAAGACUGACGUGUGUGAGCUCCAGGAGCCGCUGACAAUGUCCUGCAAAGAGGGUGCUGUAUUAACCUGUGAGGCCUGCAACCAGUCCACAGAGCACGAAGCACACAGUACUGUUCCCAUAAAGGAUGUUGCCUGGGAAUAUAAGUGGAAACUCCAGGAGGCUCUGGAACAUCUAAGAAAAGAGCAAGAAGAAGCCUGGAAGCUAGAAGUCAGCGAGAAGGAACGAGCUGCCAGCUGGAAGACACAGAUGGAAACGCGCGAGUGAAAGUAUCGGCAGCUCUUAAAGGAAAAAGAGCUGCCGUGUGGGCGGGCAGAAGAGGAGGCAGCUGCGGCUCAGGCUAGGCUGGAGCAGGAGAAGGGAGAAACGGCCAACACGCUGGAGGGGAGGCGCCAGAAGAUCGCCCAGCAGAGCCGGGCCGUGCGGAGGAUGAUUGCAGAGCUGGAAGAAAGGUCCCAGAGACCCGUGCGCUGGAUGCUGCAGGGUAUUCAGGAAGCCGUGAACAGGAGCAAAUCUUGGAGCCUGCAGCGGCCAGAACCAAUCUCCUUGGAGCUGAUGGCAGAUUGCCGUGUUGUAGGACUAAGCGAGAUCCUGAAGACGUGUGCAGUUGACGUGCGCCUAGAUCCGGACACAGCUUACUCACGCCUUGUCGCGUCCAAGGACAGGAAAAGCGUGCGCUAUGGAGUCACCCAGCAGAACCUGCCUGACAAUCCGGAGAGAUUUUACCGCUACAACGUUGUCCUGGGCAGCCAAUGCAUCUCCUCUGGCCGACACUACUGGGAGGUAGAGGUUGGAGACAGGUCUGAAUGGGGCCUGGGGGUGUGCAUGGAGAAUGUAGACCGGAAGGAGGUGGUCUAUUUAUCCCCUCACUAUGGCUUCUGGGUGAUAAGGCUGAGGAACGGAACAGAGUACCGGGCAGGCACGGAUGGAUAUCCCCUCCUGCCUGUGUCAGUCCCUCCACACCGGGUGGGAGUCUUCCUAGAUUAUGAGGCUCACGAUGUCUCCUUCUACAAUGCGACUGAUGGUGGCUCCCACACUUCCACCUUCCCCCGUCACCCCUUCCCAGGCCGCCUCCUGCCCUAUUUCCGUCCUUGCUACAGCAUUGGCACUAACAACACCACCCCCUCACCAUUGUACCCUGGGCGGGGAAAGCUAGGAGAGCCACCAAAUAACCUAAUGUUGGAGUUUGGCCUGGUACCCAGGGCUGUUGGAGGAUGCCUCCAUGGACCCAGCCUAGAACCCAAGGGCCUCUUGGUCCUACCUCAUAGUAUCUUGGUAUCAGACCAAAGCGUCAGUGCCUCUCUCAGAAAAACAGCCCUAGCCAGAUAA
Messenger RNA from Psammomys obesus (fat sand rat), 2229 nucleotides. RefSeq names its product tripartite motif containing 68 (gene Trim68). The record is from RefSeq and is a predicted model, not a curated record. Gene Ontology annotation, biological process: intracellular iron ion homeostasis; iron ion transport. Lineage: Eukaryota; Metazoa; Chordata; Mammalia; Rodentia; Muridae. Gene Ontology annotation, molecular function: ferric iron binding; protein binding; zinc ion binding.